GCUUCUGCCAGAGGCUUCCCGGGCUGGUGGCUGGUCCCCGCGUCCCUCCUCCCUUCCCCACCCUCCCCGCUUCCCUCUCCUCCCUCGCUCCGGCCCCGUUGCUAUUCCUCCCUCCCUCCCCCCUCCACCCCGGGCCGGCUCCCUACCCCGGCCCGGCCAGCUGUGCCCGGCGUCUGUGGGUCGCCCUUCGCCCAGCCCUCCCGCCCCACCGAGAUGGAGCUGCCCCAGCCGGAGCCCGCGGCAGCCUCAACUCUCAGUCCGGCCGGCGUGCGCGGUGGCGCCCAGCGUCCCGGCCACCUCCCAGGCCUCCGGCUGGGGGCUCAUGGCCUCCUGGGGUCUCCGAAGCGCGCCGCCGCUUCCUCGCCGGUCACCACCCUCACCCAGACCAUGCACGACCUCGCCGGGCUCGGCAGCGAGACCCCAAAGAGUCAGGUAGGCAGCCUGCUCACAUGCCUAUCCCUGUCCCGUCGGGCGUCUGAAUCCUCCCUGUCGUCUGAGUCCUCUGAAUCUUCUGAUGCAGGUCUGUGCAUGGACUCUCCCAGCCCUAUGGACCCCCAGGUGGUGGAGCAGACAUUUGAACAGGCCAUCCAGGCAGCCAGCCGAGUUAUUCGAAAUGAGCAGUUUUCUAUCCGACGCUUCCAGUCCUUGCCGGGGAGGCUUCUGGGCCACAGCCCUGUGCUACGGAACAUCACCAACUCCCAAGCGCCUGGCACCUGGAGGAAGAGUGAAGCAUGUGGCCGAGCUGCCCACAGCUCUAGGGAGGACAAAGAGAAUGAUGGAUUUGUCUUCAAGAUGCCGGGGAAGCCCACAUAUCCCAGCCACACCCAUGCCCUGGCAGAGUGGGCCAGCCGCAGAGAAGCCUUUGCCCAGAGGCCAAGCUCGGCUCCCGACCUGAUGUGUCUCACCCCUGAGCGGAAGAUGGAAGUAGAGGAACUGACUCCCCUGGCCCGAUGCUGCUUCUCCCUGACCCCAACCAAGGGGGCUGCCGAGGAAGAUGAUGGAUUCGUGGAUAUCCUGGAGAGUGACUUAAAGGAGGAUGAUGUAGUCCCCCCAGGCAUGGAGAGCCUCAUUAGUGCCCCGCUGGUCAAGACCUCAGAAAAGGAAAAGGAGCAGGACCUCAUCAUGUACAGCAAGUGCCAGCGGCUCUUCCGCUCUCCGUCCAUGCCCUGCAGCGUGAUCCGGCCCAUCCUCAAGAGGCUGGAGCGGCCCCAGGACAGGGACCUGCCCAUACAGAGCAAGCGGAGACGGAGCGUAACCCCUCCAGAGGAGGAGCAGCAGGAGGCUGAGGAACCCAAAGCCCGUGUUCUCCGCUCAAAGUCCUUGUGUCAUGACGAGAUUGAGAACAUCCUGGACAGUGACCACCGAGAACUGAUCGGGGAUUACUCCAAGGCCUUUCUCCUACAGACUGUGGAUGGAAAGCACCAAGACCUCAAGUACAUCUCACCAGAAACGAUGGUGGCCCUGCUGACAGGCAAGUUCAGCAACAUCGUGGAGAGGUUUGUGAUUGUGGACUGCAGAUACCCCUACGAGUAUGAAGGCGGGCACAUCAAGACUGCUGUGAACCUGCCUCUGGAAAGGGAUGCUGAGACCUUCCUGCUACAGAGCCCCAUCACACCCUGUAGCCUGGACAAGAGAAUCAUCCUCGUUUUCCACUGUGAAUUUUCAUCUGAGCGGGGGCCCCGCAUGUGCCGUUUCAUCCGGAAACGGGACAGAGCCUCCAACGACUACCCCAGCCUCUACUAUCCUGAGAUGUAUAUCCUCAAAGGCGGCUACAAGGAGUUCUUCCCACAGCACCCGACCUUUUGUGAGCCUCAGGACUAUCGGCCCAUGAACCAUGAGGCCUUCAAGGAUGAGCUGAAGACCUUCCGCCUCAAGACGCGUAGCUGGGCUGGCGAGCGGAGCCGGCGGGAGCUCUGCAGCCGCCUGCAGGACCAGUGAAGUGCUGGCAACUGUCCCACCCGCCUUUCUUGCUUUGUGCGGCCUGGGCGUCAGCUGCCCGGUGGCUUACAGGGCUGAGGGUCUGCUGUCUGGGCGAAAGAUGGUGAGGGUGUCCUGUCUGUCUGCCCCAGUGCUGAUCCCCUGUCUCACUCCAGUCAUACUCCAUAUCCUGGUGACACCCACGCCCCCACCCCUGGCACCCCUGGAAGAGCCCAGCCUGCUGACUUAGUGAAAUUGGAUUAAGUCUAGUUCAAAGGAAGUAUUUUGUGUCUAGCAGGAGCCUUUUCUCUUUUUUUUUUUUCUUUAUUGUUUGGGUUAACCCUUUGUCUUCCUGUAUCCAGAAAAGCCCCCUUUUUUCUAGGGACUUUGUUUGUAUGUAUGAGGCUGAGAGAAAGCUACAGCCCCCUAGGAUGGGCCACAGCUGUACUCCUCCCUGCCCUAGGAGUCAGCACUGUGCCCCAGGCCCUCGACAGCACUCCUGAGUGUGUGCGCCAUGUUCCCCUUUCUCUUUUCCUCUUUCCUGUCCCUCCAUAUGAACACCUCCAGCACAGACAUGAGCUCUUACUCUUUCCUGUUUCAGUGUUAUCUGUAUGCUUGAUUUGUCUUUUUUUUUUUUUUUUUUUUGCCCAUCUCAGGAUAGUCACAGGCUAAGGUUUAGGUUCCCCCGCCCAGUUGGGGUUAAAGACUCAAACUUUCAUAACCCACUUGGCCCUGGCUUCUGUUGCCUCAGAAAGGGAUGUUAUUAUCUGCGGAGGCCCUUGGGUGAGGGCUAAGGCCUGCAUCCUGAGCCCACUGGAAGCCCAGCCCUCACUGCUGUGAACCCUGGGACCUGAACCAUGUCAGAACUUGCUGCUGUCUUGUCAUGGAUGGACAGAUGGACGAAUGGAAGAGUGGAUGGAUGGAUGGCCACGGAUGCACAAUGCCUUGUCCACAAACCGCUGAGUUGAAAAUGUCUCAGUGAGGAUGACAGCCUGCAGCAGGAGUAUACGUGUGUCUGUGUGGACAAAGUCUUUACACUUUAAGGUUUGGAGAUAUUCAAAAGGAAAUGUCAUGGAAGCAGCUAAACCAAGGCCAGCCACCUCUGGAUUCUGAAUCUCAGGAAAUGGGCAGGGCUUCUUGAAGGCCCUGAUGAGUCAUCUGGUAGGGUCUUGGUUCAAUAAAGCACUGAGCAAGUUGAGUAAGGCAGCAUGUGUCCUGUGGAGCCCUUGACAAGACUGCGGCAGACACUGAUGGUGGAAUAUGGCAGGGGCAAGUCAGCAGAUUGAGGCUGGAAGACUCCUGGGAAGGUGGCCUCAUACCCUCUUCCCAAGUCUUGCCAAGAUUUUGGAUUCAGCCUCCCCAUUUCCCUCAUCUGGCUGCUCAAGCACUUCUGGGCUCACCCUUCCUAAAUUCUGCACCAAAAAGGCAAGAGUGAUGCCAUCAGUUCUCUCCUCUAGAAUUAUCAGUGGCUCACCAUUGCCCUCAGAUAAACUUAAAAGUCUCAUAGCCCUUUAGGAUCUAGGCCCUCCCCAGCCUCAUUCCUCACCUCUUGCUGAAUCAAAUCCCAGCAACAGAGUUUUUCACAUUUCCUUGUCUUUGCAUCUGCUGUAUUAUCCUCAGGAAUGCUCUCCCCAAUCUGCUUUUCCUCUUUUAAGAUUCGGUUUCAAAUGUUAAUUCCUCCCAGAAGCCUCCCUGCCCUAUCAGGGAAAUGACUUUCCUUUCAGUAUCCCCAGCACCCAGCAGAGGCUCCACCACCUAGGAGGUGCCAAGUUCAAGAUCAAGAGAGUGGGAAAGGGCCAAUCUGGGAGAACCAGUCCCAGGCCAAACCUGGGUGUGUCAGGAAAUCCUCUCGGAAUACCACAGCAAAUAACUCUCCCCCUCAACCAUGAGCUGUGAUUGUAGGGAAUCCUUUGCAAAUGUACAACUAAGACGCUGCCUGAUACAGAGUGCACACACAACAUGUCAGGUGUCAUUACUGCUUUCUGUCAAAGUUCAUCUACCUUGUCAUGAUUAUUUGCUCCGUUUUGCAGAUGGGAAAACAGGCUAUUUCUUGCCAGAGCAAUAAGAAGGGACUUGAGAUUCCCAGGCUGGGUCUAAAGGACACUUACCUGGUCUCUCUAGCUUGUCCCCCUGCCCACCCCAAGUUUCUUAUGCUCCAAGGCUUGGUCUUCACUCUUGGUCUAGAGCCCCCUGCAAGGGCACAACCUGUGGGAGGGCCGGUAUCUUGGGGGCUGGACUUCUACUCAGGAAGAGGAACUCUGGAAGCCUCCAGAAGCCCCCUCCACUGAGCAGGCAGCUGACACCAAGGCCAGCUUUAUUUGGGUGAGGAUUUGCCCCAGAAAAGGGAAAAUAUCUGUGCAGACGCCUGAGAAAGAGGGAGAAGUAGAGGGAGGGGAGAGAGUGAGCCCUGGGCACGGUUAUGCUGAGACUUGCCUGUACCACCCUGAGUGCUCAAGUGGUCUGGUUUGAUGAGGAGGAAGGCAGCUGGAUGCUCAGAGGGCAUGCACUUACCCCAGGUUAUGCAGCAGAUACAAGCAGAGCAGGUAUUACAGCUGCCCAGGACUCUCCCACUCACCUUCCACCUCUGGCCCAGAGGACCGAGGUAGUGGGGCUAGGCUGCCUGGCUUCUGCUCUGAGAGUCCUCUUACCACUCUGUCCAUCUGGAUCAGGCCACAUGGGGAGGAGAAAGUAAUGGGUGCUGGGUGUCUAACACCGCCCAGACUGUGCCAGGUGCUGACAGCUGCAGCCACGUCUGCCCCGCUCAUAACCCAUCAUAGUCAUAGCUGCUGUCUGUCUGCUCCAGACACUUUUACCUAGUGUCUUCUACGCACACCAGGUCAGUAUUCAGCUCAUUUUGCAGGGGAGACAGAAGAAAGAGGAAGGCAGGGAAGGGACCCUGGUCAAGCGAGGACGAAACUCUUCCCUGAGAGAAGGCCCUGGUGCUGACAUCUACCUUGAGGGAGGUGCAGGCCUGGGUCGGUAGAGGGGGCGCCAGGGUUCACCUCUCCAAUUCGGGUAGGGCCAAGACUUCCCUGCCCCUGGGAAUUUCCGGGGAUGGGGCAGAGGUGCUGCAACCCCUUGUUCCACCAGGAAAAGAAGCUAUAACUUUAUUCCUGGAUGCUCAUAAAGAGGAGUGGAUCAGGCAAGGAAGUGGUUUAAAAUACUGGGCUACCAGCCAGUUUUAAAGGUUGUUUUACUUGGGCCAAGGCGGGGCAGUAAUUCCCACCUCUGGCUAGGAGCCUGCGAACAGCCACGUGCAGCCGACUCACAUGGUUAAAGAGCUGUGCAGGGCAGGGUCCAAGUGAGCCUGUGCCAGGCCUGGCAGAGUCAGGAGGCAUCGCUGGGCACUGGGCAUUAUCGGAUUUGCUCGCCAGAUAACUUGCAAAGACAAUUUUAAAAAUGUUUUCUUUUUAAAUUGGGGAAAGAUUGACAUUUCUUCAAAGGUACACAUCUUAAGCAUAAAGCACAGAUGUGACGAGGCACCACACAGCUCAAGAUGUCGACAUUUCUAGCAUCCCAGGAGGCUCCCUCCUGCUCCCUCCUAGUUACCCACACUCUGUGGUCACCACUAGUUUGACCUCUAUCAUGGUAGAUUAGUUUUGCCUGUUCUUGAGCUUCAUAGAGAUGAAAUC
Molecule: messenger RNA, 5549 nt
Organism: Balaenoptera acutorostrata (minke whale)
Lineage: Eukaryota; Metazoa; Chordata; Mammalia; Artiodactyla; Balaenopteridae
Gene: CDC25B
Product: cell division cycle 25B
Exons: 16
Coding region: 214-1938 (574 amino acids)
Biological process (GO): G2/M transition of mitotic cell cycle; protein dephosphorylation; positive regulation of G2/MI transition of meiotic cell cycle
Cellular component (GO): nucleus; cytoplasm
Molecular function (GO): protein tyrosine phosphatase activity
Source: RefSeq, a predicted model, not a curated record